AUGGCAGUGGGUGGUUAUGGUGGUAACCCUAUUGGUGGUAACAGGCGCGCAGGUAACCCCAGAGGCGGCAGCUCUGGUGCGGCUGCAGCAGCAGCGGCUUUCCCCAAGUCCCAGUCCACCCCUGGCGGGCCAAGAGACUCGGCUGUAGCAGCUACAGGCAGGAGGGGCAGGAGGGAUAGCAGUGGCGGCAGCAGCAGUGGCGGAAGCAGGAGAGGAAGCAGGGGAGGAGGGGGGGAGAGCGGUGCAAGUGGAGGGGGGUAUGAGGAGGGGUGGGUGAGAGAAACGCACAGUGAAGGGGAGGAAUUUUCAGAAGGGGAAGAGGAGGAGGAAGAGGAGGAAGAGGAGGAGGAGGAAGAGGGGGAGGGGGGGGAGGAGGAAGAGGAGGAAGAGGAGGAGGAAGAGGGGGAGGAAGGGGAAGGGGAGGAGGAUGAUGAUGUGUAUUACGAGUCCAAGGUGUUGGGGGAUGAGCCCAUCUCAAGGCGACGAGUGGUGGAGCUGCUAGAUCAGAUGGACGCGUUCAUCGAGGAGGGGCCGCACUGCAAGCUGGACGAGUACCUGCCCGCCAUUGACCUGCUGUUGACGAGUGCAAUGGACGCGUUCAUAGAGGAGGGGCCGCACUGCAAGCUGGACGAGUACCUGCCCGCCAUUGACCUGCUGCUGAGCGUGAGAGCGCUGCUGCUGGAGGCCCGUGACAAGGAGACCGGGCGGCGCGCGGACGGCAUGCUUCGGCGGGCCAUGGAGGACCUGGAGUACGAGUUCAGAGACAUCCUGUCGAGGCGGAGCCAGCAGGCAUCCACGCGAUUCACAGUCGACACUCUCUCUCGCAUCUUCCACCGCAACUUCUACCCCCCUGCCGCCACCACCACCGCCGCUGCUGCAGCUGCUGCUGCCGCAACCAGCAGCGUCAGCACCAGCAGCAGCUCCCCUGAGAGCGGCGUGACAGGGGGUACCAGUGCUAGCAGCAGCAGGAACAGCACAGGGGGGGUGGGAGGUGGCGGAGGGGGCGCAGGGGAGGGUGGUGUUGGCGGGGAGGGGAUGGGGGGGUUGGAUGAGGGGGAGUUGGAGGAUGCGGAUUCGCUGCAUGUGCUGCCGGAGAUUGCCGCCCGGUGGUUGAACCAGACGGCCGCCCGGCUGGUGGCGGGAGGGGAGAGCGUGCGCUGCGUGGAGGCCUUCAGGUCGGUGCGGGUGGACAGCCUGAAAGGCGCGCUGCAGCGGCUGGAGAGCGAGCGGCCGUGGAUGGUGACAGCAGGGCAGAUCGCAGACAUGCCAUGGGCGGAAUUAGAGCCGCUGAGCAAGCAGUGGACUCAGGACAUGUACAUUCUGGGUCGUCUGCUGCUGGGCAUGGAGAGGAGGACAGCAGCGGCUGUGUGGCGAGGCAUGCAGGUGCACGAGCGAGGGGCGCUGAGGGCCAUUCUGGAGGACAGUGGCAUGGGCAAGCGCAUAGCUGAGCACGCCUUGAUCCUCCGCGCCAUCAUCGCUCGUAACCUGCCCGAGCAGCUCUUCUCGCUGCUCGAUGCUUUUCGGGCUGCCCAAGAAGUCAUGCCAGAGCUAUCCGCCACGAUCAACCUUCUCAAGAUGGAAGCGGUGUGGCCAGCCUGCCAGCACCUCCCGCUGCUCAUCGCGCGGGCCGUGGCCGACACAUUCGACCGCUUCAAAGCCCUCCUCGAGACCUCCACUAAGUCCGCCCAGGCCAUGGCUGCUGCUGCCCCGCCCCUCUCCUCCUCCUCCUCCGCUUCCCCCUCCCCCUCUGCAUCUGGUGCUGCUGCUGCCUCUGCUGCUGGGGAGGCAGUGGGCGGUGGAGGAGGGGAGGGUGGGGAGGGGGAAAAGAAGGCUUCACUCGCAAAGCUGUUCAGAAUGCCGUUCCUGGGUCGCAACGCGAGCACCACAUUGGCAUCGCCAGCAGCAGAGGAGAGCACUCAGGACGUCAUGCCGCCAGGGGGAGUAGUUGACCCAAUCACCAGCUACGUGGCCAACUAUAUCCGCAGCUACAUGCGCCGCUAUCUCGACGUGCUCGCCUCGCUCUUCCACCUGCUGGAGGAGCCUUUGAUGUCUCUCACAGCUUCACUCAUCCCGUGGUUCCUUUCCCCUCACCCCCCUCCACCCCACAGAGUGCCCUCCACCCACAACAGCUACCUGGAUGUGCUGGCCUCGCUCUUCCACCUGCUGGAGGAGCAAGGAGCAGCGAGUGACGAGGAGGAGGAGGAGGCGGAUGGGGACGGAGAGAAGGAGGGCGGCAAAGGGAGCAAGUCGAAGGGCGAUGGGAAGGCCGCAGGCGGCGGGAAGGCGGCGGGUGGGAAGGGGGACAGCGGGAAAGAUGGUGGGAAAGACGGUGGGAAGGCUGGGGAUGGGAAGUGGAGGCGGGGGGGAGGGCAGCAGCACGCGGGGCGGAGUGCGGAGAGUGAGACGGCGCACCUGCUGAGCGCGCUGGUGGUGAAUCUGGAAGCACGCGGUGGGCUGUAUCGCGAGGAAGAGCUGCAGCACCUGUUCCUCAUGAACAACACGCACUACCUCGUGCAGUCCGCCGCUGACUGGUAUCGCUGGCAUGUCGACAGCCUCAACCACCCGCUCUCACAAGCUCGCAAGGAGGGCGCGAGGGACCUAACAGCAGCCAUGGCGGAUCUGAGGGACGGCCACAUCGUUCAACUGCACGCCACGGCCUUCCAGAGCCGCGCGCUGGCUGCCGUCAUGGCAGCACUCACAGAUGAGCCUCCCCGAGGCACACCUGACUCUGUCAAGCUCAGGCUCAACAGGUUGCGGAAGUUCAAUAUGGCGUUUGAGGCGCUGGUGGCGCGGCAGCGGCGGUGGUGCAUUCCCGAUGAGGAGCUGCGGAGGAAGACCCGCGCCAAGUGGUCCACGGUGCUGCGCGAGCGAUACCGCAAGAUGCUGCUGCCCUUCUGGGAUGACUUGACUUCAAGUAAGCUGUUUGUGUACACUCCCGAAAGCAUCGAGGCGACAAUUUCAGAGUCAUUUUUUAUAGGCCCAAGCAGUUAG
Messenger RNA from Closterium sp. NIES-65, 2991 nucleotides. The record is from the annotation of a GenBank genome assembly. NCBI's taxonomy places the organism in Eukaryota, Viridiplantae, Streptophyta, Zygnematophyceae, Desmidiales, Closteriaceae.